CCUAACAGUCGCCUCCUCUGUGCGUGUGCACUUUCCAGCUCUGCUACCGGUGCAUGGAGACCACUGCAGUAGCCACUAUGCCCACCAACCGCCACCUUCUGCCCCGCAACUUCAGCUGCACAGCGGUGCUUUAUGACGAGAGCCCUGAAGAUGAAGAAGACGACGAUGAGCAACAGAAACCGGUAGAGAAGAGCGAGGAGAAAGAGCCCAGCAAGCCUACAAGCCCACGGGGUAGAGAGAUCACCUUAGCCCCGCAGAGCCCCACGACACGCAGAAGAGCAAAGUCGCUACCGACCCCUGCAGAGCGCCGUCACCUGGAAGUAUUGGUACCAAGGAAAAAAGUGGUACGCUUUGCCGACUCACUGGGGUUAGAGCUGACUUCUGUGCGGCAUUAUAGCAACGCGGAACUGCCUAGAGUUCCACAUCACGUGCUAGCUGCACUACGCUGCACAGAAGCUUGUCCUGCGGGGGCGGAGCUGAGUGCUCUGCUGCUGCGCCCCGCACCUGGCACUGUACACUUUGAGGCGCUGUUCAGGGACCCUGACUUGCAGCCUGACUUCAUGGACUUGGUGAAGCAGCGAAGAGUUUGCUUGGAGAGCAUACGCACAGACCCUUUUAGUAUCAAUGGAGAACUGCGGGUACUCAACCUUUCCUAUGAGAAGGAUGUCGUAGUAAGGUUCACAGUGGACAACUGGGAGACUUCCUCAGAGGUGCAGGCCACCUACCAAAGAGGGUACAGUGACAGAUACACGGACCGUUUCUCUUUCAAGUUGUUGUGUACAGCUCUGCUGAACAAGGAAGGGCUUCUGGAGUUUGCUAUCCGUUAUCGGGUUUGUGGUGCUGAAUACUGGGACAACAAUGAUGGAGUCAACUACAAGCACGUGCACUAAAACAAGUACUGAUGUCAGAUAAAGCUGUGGCAAGGCUCCAUGCAGGGUCAUUGGAUGAGCUCAGGAAUGAAAGCUUACACAAAAUGUCAACCAAAGCUUUCAAAAAUGGCAAAUGUAUGAAAAAAAGUUUGGUUAAAACCGAUUAAAUCGAUUUUGUGAAUAAAAA
Molecule: messenger RNA, 1056 nt
Organism: Bombina bombina (fire-bellied toad)
Lineage: Eukaryota; Metazoa; Chordata; Amphibia; Anura; Bombinatoridae
Product: protein phosphatase 1 regulatory subunit 3E-like
Exons: 2
Coding region: 54-890 (278 amino acids)
Biological process (GO): regulation of glycogen biosynthetic process
Cellular component (GO): protein phosphatase type 1 complex
Molecular function (GO): glycogen binding; protein phosphatase 1 binding
Source: RefSeq, a predicted model, not a curated record